Molecule: messenger RNA, 1957 nt
Organism: Siniperca chuatsi (mandarin fish)
Lineage: Eukaryota; Metazoa; Chordata; Actinopteri; Centrarchiformes; Sinipercidae
Gene: eva1c
Product: eva-1 homolog C (C. elegans)
Exons: 8
Coding region: 384-1673 (429 amino acids)
Molecular function (GO): carbohydrate binding
Source: RefSeq, a predicted model, not a curated record
ACCACAAUUCCCACUCAGCUGUUACUGUAAGACGCUUUCAGUUUCCACAUGCAUCUAUUCACAAAUCCGCGGUGUUGAACAGUAGGAAAGUCGGACUGGGAGUAUCACCACGCGUCGGAUUAAUCACCCCGUCUGUCAGUUUGACCAACUUGUUGCGCAGCUGCUAUUUCUAACCUCCUCUGUGGUCCAUUACCGCAGAGGGAACGAGGCUGUUUUGUGCUUCAGCGGCUUUACGGUGAUAUUUUCUGUGAAGGAAGACAGAUGGAUGAGGCAAGGACGUUGUCUCGCGGAUCAUUUGACCUUUUUGAAUGGGGUUUUAAUGAAGUCCUGUAGCCUACAGUGAAUUUUCGAGUCCCUUUUUAAUAUGAUCUCAGAGACAGGGGAUGCGAAUCAUGAGCUGGACCCGUCCUUGCCACGGACUAGACUGGAGCCACAGCCUCUUCUACCUGACUUUACUCCUGUGGACCAGACGCAUGAACGGACUGGCUGACUUUUCAAACUACCUGUCCAGGAUCAUCACCAGUCACUCUGCUCACGCGUGUGACGGACAGCCUCUGCGACUCCACUGUCCACGUCACUCCACCAUCUCCAUCCAGUCCGCCUUCUACGGGAGCGGCCAGGCGUGGCUGUGCAGAACAGACCCUCCACUCGGAGCCCACAACCACAGCUGCUCAGCUUUUACUGCUCUACAGAAGCUGCUGUCGGAGUGUCAGAGCCUCAGAGAUUGCCAGCUGCCUGUCAACCACCUGCUGUUUGGGAAGGAUCCCUGUCCUGGCACUGCCAAAUACCUCCAUGUGGACUACAAGUGUAAACCAACUGAACACAAAAGACAUGUGGUGUGUGAGGGAGAGACGAUGAUCCUGCGCUGUAAGCCCCCCAGGGUUCUGAACAUCUACGCAGCUGUCUAUGGGAGAAGCCUGGGCCAGACUGACACCUGCCCUUCACACCUGACAAGACCACCCCCAUUUGAGUGUCUGAACCAUGAGGCUGUACACUUGGUGUCCAAGUCCUGCUACAGCAAACAGAAGUGUAUUGUUGCUGUCAGCAACCAGACCUUUAGGGACCCCUGCUUUCCAGGAACCAGGAAGUACCUCAGUGUGGUCUAUUCUUGUGUACCGCAGACUUUACUAAGGGAGGCAGACCCUUACAUAUUCAGCUCCACCUCAUCUCCUACUGUGGACACAGAAAAAGUUCCUCCUGCAGAUCUGGAGGAGCCUUUCUCCAAAGGGUCAAGAAGGCCAGACAACUCAGGAGCUAUGAUGAGCAACUCUCUCCUGACCUAUGCCUACAUCAAAGAGCAUCCAGAAAUGGCAGCGCUGCUGUUCACCUCCAGUGUGUGUGUUGGUCUUCUGCUCACACUGCUGGCUGUGUCAGUCCGAGUGACCUGCAGAGGGCGCCCGCUCAGAGAUCACAAACUCGCACCCAAGUCUCGUAGCCAGACUAUCAACUGCCAGGAGGAGGACGAUGACGUGGAUGAUGAGGAUGAAGAUGAUGAUGACGUAGAGGAAACAGAAAGCUCUCUAAUCUCGGCCACAGAAAGGAAGGCGAUAUACGGCUGGGAGGAAGUGACUUAUGUGAGCGAGGCAGCCGAACGGGCAGAGAGGAUUGAGCGCAGAGAGAUGAUCAUACAGGAGAUAUGGAUGAAUGCCUAUUUCAAUGGCAGCUCAUAUUAACUAAACCGUGACCCCCCGGAUGCUGAUCAGCACCUUCAGGAUUUUUUCAGGAUUCUCUGCAGCAGCUCUCAGCCAUUGAUUAUUAACAAAACAAGAAACUUGUAUUUUAUUUUUUUUUUUACAUUGUAAAGCUGUCCUUGAUGUGUUUUGCCAUUUUUGCAUUAGCGCUCAGUUUGUGAAGAAUGUAAUGUUUGGGUGAAACUGCAGUACUAGCCAUUUUUAAAGGCUCAACAGGGUUUAAUGCUGUAAAAUGGGUGGUCACAUAAAUUAUAUCAUUGCUUAAA